This is a messenger RNA of Macrosiphum euphorbiae (potato aphid), 789 nucleotides long. The record is from the annotation of a GenBank genome assembly. Lineage: Eukaryota; Metazoa; Arthropoda; Insecta; Hemiptera; Aphididae.
AUGAGAUGUAUUGGAAAACAAAACUUACAAUUAUUUCAAAAAGCUUUAAUUAUGAAUAUAAAUGGUACUAAAUUAUUCCUUCAAAUUUUGAUGGAAAACAACUUAAAAUAUUUAUUGACCAGUAAAAUAAAUCAAGACGCCCUAGAGAAUUUGUUCUCUCAGUUACGGUCACGUAGUGGCUUAAAUGACCCAUCACCUCUAAAUGCACUCCAUAGGUUAAGAAUGAUUAUUCUUGGAAAAAACCCUGGUAUAGUUUCAAGUUCGUCCAACACAACUGAUCAAAAUCAAGAGGAGUUUUUAGUUGCAGCAGCUUUUAAACAGGUCGAUUUCAAUAUUAAAGGUGAAUUUGAAAUACCUGAACAUCAAGAAACUAUGUCCAACGAUUCUGAAACAGAUACGGCCAGUGAAAAUGAGUCACAAGUUAAAGAAUCAAGAAACAACAGUGAAAUGACAAAUGAUGCUGUAGAAUACUUAGCAGGUUGGGUUGCUAAAAAACACAAGCUUAAAUUUCCCGAAAUUGGUUCUAUAACAGCGUCAAAAAAAUCAAGAGCUACAAAUGACCAUGAUUAUUUAAUGCCAUCUUGGAUUAGUCAUCUUUCUUAUGGAGGAUUAAUAACUCCCAGUAAAAACUUUAAAGUUAACAUUUUUAGAGUUGAAAGGUUAUUUAAAAAAAUGACAAAGCAACUUAUCCCUAAAGGAUCAGGAGUAGUUAAAAAGCUAACAGAUAGGAUUUUCAUAAGAACUGAAAUUGAACAAAAAUAUAAACCUGUAAUUCAGUCUUAUGUAUAA